AUGCAUAUUUUGGUCACAAACGACGAUGGACCACCAUCACCACACUCCUCGCCAUACAUUCACUGCCUCGUGAAGCAUCUGGAAGAUGCAGGACAUGCAGUCUCAGUUUGCCUGCCUCAUACGCAACGCUCAUGGAUUGGCAAAGCCCACAUGAUUGGGCAGACUCUUAAGCCCAUGUACUACACGCCUUCAUCGGAUAUUCACGGCGAGGACGACGAGGGAACGAUACGUCACUUGCCCUCUACGGCAGCCGACGCUGACGAAUGGGUCCUCAUUGAUGGCACGCCGGCAUCGUGUGUCCAGAUUGGAUUGUACCACUUUUUUCAGGACAAAGGUCCAAUCGACUUGGUCAUCAGCGGACCUAAUUACGGGCGAAAUACGACGUCUGUCUUUGCUCUGAGCUCUGGAACACUGGGUGCUGCGCUGGAGGCAGCUGUUUGCAGAAGGAAGGCUGUUGCUCUCAGCUUCGCCUUCUUCUCCAGGAACCACGAUCCGCUCAUUAUUGAGGCCGCUUGUCGCCAUGGCAUCCGAGUCAUAGAGGCUCUUUAUAGGCAGUGGCCCGCGGACGACAGUGUUGACGUAUACAGCGUCAACGUCCCUCUCGUAGAGGGAGUCGAAAAUCACAAGACACUCUGGGCGGAUAUGCUGCAGAAUUACUGGAGAGAAGGAAGCUGCUUCCAGGAGAUCGAGGGCGAAACCGGCGACGCCGAAGAAGAGGAGGCUCGAAUCAGGCAGGGAGAAAUCGAGACUGGCUCGACCGUGCAGGAGAAGAAGGGACACAAGCAUAAACAUUUCAAAUGGGCACCCAGGAUGUCGGAUGUUUACAAGAGCGUGGAAGAGUCUGGACCCGGUAACGAUGGCCGAAUUGUCCGAGACGGAAACACGAGCAUAACUCCAAUGAAGGCCAACUUUGCAAUCUCACACCCCGAACGUGCCGCCAAAGAGUUUGAUUUUGAGUCUUCGUAUAAAGCUUUGCCAGUCCGAGAGAACUCGAAGCAAGUCGGUGAGGCGACAGGUGCAGCCGAAGCCUUGCGUGCCCUCAUUGCCUACGAAGAUCCCUACGUGCAGCCGCUUAUUGUCGCUGCACUGAAUGCCACAUUCCCACAAGGCUUGGUCCAGCUCGUUACGAAUGUGCCGACGACAGACGACUUCUCAAUAGCCAAGUUUGUAGACUCCCCGAAGUCUAAAGUAAUACAAAUAACGCCAUACGAACUCAUCGAUUUCGAGUUUGCGGCGACACACUCGACAUCUUGCCUGAUAAACAGCUACAUGAUCCGCAAGGCCUUGAUACGCAAGCACUACCUCUCGGCAACCGUUGACCACUGGGUCGCGAAGAAUCCCGACUCCCCGCUCAAGCAGCACGUCAAGCGAAGCGAGUCCUUUGAAGUCGACUACGCCGAGUUCCUAGACGACGCAUUGGUCGAGGCCUUUGAUCUCCGAGAGAGCAUGGACCGCAAUGCUGAAGCCGAUCGAGACGAGCCCUCCAGUCGGGAAUGGUGGAUCUUGAAACCUGGAAUGAGCGACCGAGGUCAGGGGAUUCGUCUAUUCAGCACAAUGGAAGAGCUACAAGGCAUCUUUGACGGAUGGGAAGCAGAUCGCCCCGACAGCGACGACGAAGACGACCAAACUCAAGACCAAGGCUCCCAGAAGGAAGGCGGCGACUGCAUCACCGCUUCUCACCUCCGCCACUUUGUCGCCCAACCUUACAUCCACCCGCCUCUCCUUUUCGACAAGCGCAAAUUUCAUAUCCGGACCUACGUCCUGUGUACCGGCAGCCUCGCCGUCCAUGUCUACAAACACAUGCUCGCUCUCUUCGCUGCAAAAGCCUACUCUGCUCCCUGGCAAUCCCCCGACGACAUUGAAUCCUUCCUUACAAAUACAUGUCUACAGGACUCGCCCAACGAGAACUCGGUCCGACGUUUCUGGGAUCUGCCGCUCCCGCAGACGCAGCUCUCUGGUAUAUUCGAGCAGAUUUGCAGUGUGACAGGUGAGGUAUUUGAGGCAGCCGCUCGCGUCAUGCCGGUUCACUUCCAAACACUACCGAAUGCGUUUGAGGUGUUUGGGCUGGAUUUCCUGGUCGAUGAGGCCGGCACGACGUGGCUUCUGGAGGUCAAUGCCUUUCCAGACUUCAAGCAGACAGGCGAGGACUUGAGCGAAAUCGUGGAGGGGUUCUGGAGGGGUGUCAUGAGAGUCAGUGUUGCUAAAUUUCUGGGCGUUGACGCAGCGCAAUGUGAGGAUGAGGGUGAUAUGGCUCUGGUCCGGGACGUCGACCUGGGGAGGAGGUGA
Metarhizium album ARSEF 1941 is the source of this 2286-nucleotide messenger RNA. RefSeq names its product tubulin-tyrosine ligase. Lineage: Eukaryota; Fungi; Ascomycota; Sordariomycetes; Hypocreales; Clavicipitaceae. Gene Ontology annotation, cellular component: P-body. The transcript has 3 exons. The record is from RefSeq and is a predicted model, not a curated record. Gene Ontology annotation, biological process: protein modification process. The coding region runs from base 1 to 2286 and encodes 761 amino acids. Gene Ontology annotation, molecular function: hydrolase activity.